This is a messenger RNA of Neocloeon triangulifer, 1444 nucleotides long. RefSeq names its product RNA-binding protein 41-like. The record is from RefSeq and is a predicted model, not a curated record. NCBI's taxonomy places the organism in Eukaryota, Metazoa, Arthropoda, Insecta, Ephemeroptera, Baetidae. Bases 175 to 1368 code for a protein of 397 amino acids. Gene Ontology annotation, molecular function: U12 snRNA binding; pre-mRNA intronic binding. Gene Ontology annotation, cellular component: U12-type spliceosomal complex. The transcript is spliced from 7 exons. Gene Ontology annotation, biological process: mRNA splicing, via spliceosome.
AAAACUUCAUACAAACGAUGUAAUAUAUUAUGUAAUUAAAAUUUUAUUCUUUGUUUUGUUACUUGAUGCAGGACUGCAUGAGAAAACUGCUUGUUAAAUUAUUUUCAAGAUAUAAAGCAAUAUGAAGAUUGAACUUCUCGUCAUAACAUUUACAUAACUUGAUCAAUUUCCGCCAUGGCCAGUGUCACAAAUCGAAAUAGUAAGAAGUACAGGCACUUGGGUGUGGACGAUGACGAGGCUCCCGAUCCUGAAGAGUCGGAAGCUACCCUGCUCGUCAAAGAGCUUGCUCAAAAACAGUCGUCAAAACAAACUUCGUUGGCAGAGCAGCUGUCAUUGAAGCAAAAUUUUGUCCAGAGCCGUUCGGAUGUUCUGUCUGUUUCUCAUCUGCCAGCAGGAUCCACUUCGCUUGUGGUAUUCUCAGCUACGUCGAAACGUUUGGAUGAUGAGAAAACUCUAUUGUCAAAUGGUUUCCUGCCAGAUGAAAUCGAGUUUCUGUGGGACUUGAAGAAAGGAAAGCAGUUUGUCAAAAGCAAACACUGCAAAGUAGACCCUGCAGCCCUUGAACGAAAGAUCAAUUAUAUUCUUGGAAAACUCGGUGGUCCAGCUGAAUUCUCUUGUCCUGGGCCAGUCGAAACUGAUUUGACAUCAACAAGUGACUUGCCAUUAAAUGAUCCCCGGUAUGACGAAGAGAAUCAGAUGUCAAGAGAUAUAGAAUACAUAAAAAACGUGGACUCUCUUAAGCCAUUCUUAAAAGAAAGUGAACCAGAGCAAAUUACAUUUCUUAAAGACGGAGAGUCUCAGUGGGAUAAAAAGCAACAAAAGCGUUACAAAAAUCCUAAACUAAAUAAGGAAAUUGUUAUUAAAACUUGUGCACCUCAAUCAUACUACACCAUAAAAGAUGGCAAAACUGUUUUUUUGGGGCGCAAUGCCAUAAUUGAGGACUCAAAAGUGGGAGCGCAAGGAAAAAUUUUGCCUGGAACUUCUUAUGUGGCACCAAACCAGACAAGCUUGGUUUCUCUAGAAGUUAUUAAGAAUGAUAGAGUCGGAGAUGUUGCAGAAAUCAGGAAAAUACCUAAAUUUCAAAAUUACGAAAAAGGAACUCCUUGCAAUAUUUUGUUUGUAAAAAAUUUGGCAGCAGCAGUUUCUGAAAAUGACCUCACAGCACUGUUUGGUCAUUUUGAAAUAAAAGAGGGACCUGCCAUAGUGUACAGACUGAUGGGUGGAAAAAUGAAGGGACAAGCUUUCAUCACAUUUCCAGAUGCCGAAACAGCAGAAAAAGCGCUCAAUACCAUUAAUGGAUACCAGCUGAAAGGUAGACCAAUUAUUAUCCAGUUUGGCAGGAAAGGGGGACAUACUUCAAAUCACUAAAUUCUUUUCUUGUCAUAGAUUAAAAGGCUGAAAAUUGCAAUUAUAAUUUUUGAAUAAUAUUUAAAUAAAAAAAAUA